Messenger RNA from Linum tenue, 666 nucleotides. The record is from the annotation of a GenBank genome assembly. NCBI's taxonomy places the organism in Eukaryota, Viridiplantae, Streptophyta, Magnoliopsida, Malpighiales, Linaceae.
UGGACACUAAUAUACAUUGCGACUGCUUGGUAUAUUUGGAAGAGAAGGAACUUAGCCGCUCAUGGGGGAAGGAUUUGGGAACGAACUUUCUUCUGGCAGAUGGUGCAGCAGGGUGCAAGGGAGAUAAACUCUUUGGCCAAACCAGUAUUUGAGAGGACCCCUACAAGAAGCAUAGAGAUGUGGCAGCGACCAAAUAAUGGAUGGGUGAAAGUGAAUGUGGAUGGAAGCAAAAUCAGUGAGCCGGAGUCGGUGGCUGUGGAAGGUGUUCUUAGAGAUGACUCUGGAAACUGGAUAGCUGGGUUCCAAAGGCGGAUUGGAACAUGUGAUGUGACUGCGGCAGAAUUGAUCGCUAUAAGAGAUGGUUUGUCGUUAGUUUGGGUGUUCGGGUAUAGGCAAGUGGUAGUUGAAUCGGACUCGCUAGUGGUCGUACAACUCAUCCGUAAUGCAGACACCCGUUUCCAUCCCCUUGCUGGAGUUAUUGAGGGUUGGAGGCAGUACAUUGACAAGGACUGGCGAUGUAAGCUAGCUCACAUUCCUAGGGGAAGAAACUCUUUAGUAGAUGGGAUGGCACGAAUGGCACAUCAAGCACUCAACGUGGAGAUUCUCUUCUCUACUCCGUCGGUGGAACUCCAACAUAUAAUGCAAGUAGAGGCAGCAGGACUGUAA